AUGUCCGCCCGCCUCCUUCAUCCGGAUGAGUAUGAGCUCGAAGUUCGAUCAUCAAUCGACUCUCAGGGGACCUUCAAUCUCGACGAAGCGGACUUUGAGUCCCAGGUCCCGCCGAGACCUCGACGACUCUUGCGCAGAGUACCCUUGCUUUCGAGGCUUUUUGCUUCCACAUACUCCGGCUAUCGUCGUCUAAAACCUUCCCGGCCCUUGUUCUUGACCUCCUCCCGACCCGGCUGUUAUCGCCGCCUCCUGCUUCGUCGGUCCUGCUUCUACCUCCAUGCCGUCGCAGGGAUCAUUCUUGCCCUUGUCAUUCUGACGUCGAUUUUUCGGCCGUCUUACACUCGCCCACCCUCCCAUUAUUCGACACUUGAAGAUGCCAUAUCGCAGUCAAAGAUCUCGGGCAGAGGCAACGUUCGGAACGAGAGAGUUUUCAUUGCGGCUAGCUUAUAUGAUCGGGAUGGGGAACUAGCGCGAGGACCAUGGGGCUCCGGGAUACUCGAGUUGAUCGAUAUUCUCGGGGAGGAUAAUGUCUUCUUGAGUAUCUAUGAAAACGACAGCGGACCGGAGGGAAAGAACGCGCUGCAGGAGCUGGAGGGACAAGUGCCCUGUAACAAGUCAAUUGUGUUUGAAGAACAUCUGGAUCUGGAUAGGCUACCGCGUGUGUCGGUUCCAGGCGGAUCGAAGCGUAUAGUUCGGGUCGAAUACUUGGCUGAGGUCCGGAACCGAGCCCUACGGCCGUUGGACGAUAACCCCGAAAUCCGCUAUGAUAAACUUCUUGUUUUGAAUGACAUCAUCUUUGACCCUAUUGAUAUAGCUCAGCUUCUGUUCUCGACGAACGUGGGAGAUGAUGGCAUUGCUCAUUACCGGGCCGUUUGCGCCACCGAUUUCGACAAUCCGUUCAAGUUCUAUGACACCUACGCCACGCGGGACCUCCAGGGGUACAGCAUGGGUCUGCCUUUCUUCCCUUGGUUUACCACUUCCGGGGAAGGAACAAGUCGUCAGGAUGUGCUCGCAGGGAAAGAUGCUGUCCGGGUCCGAAGCUGCUGGGGAGGCGCGGUGGCAUUUGAUGCGCGGUAUUUCCAGCACGCGACGAAGCCCACGGAGCAGGUGAAUAGCCAUGAAGACCUUCCGGUCCGAUUCCGUGCUUCGCAGGAUAUGUUUUGGGAAGCCUCGGAGUGCUGCCUCAUCCACGCUGAUAUCCAACAACCUCACCUGAAUGCGAAUGAGAUCACCGACUCGGGGAUUUACCUGAAUCCAUUUGUGCGUGUGGCUUACGACUCCCGCACGCUUUCCUGGCUAGGAACGACCCGUCGGUUUGAGAAACUCUACAGUCUCAUCCACAAUAUUGGCAACCACCUCAUCGGCCUCCCCUGGGUCAACCCUCGCCGGACGGAAAUUCCUGGCCAACGGGUCGAGCGGACCAUCUGGGUGCCCGAUAACAACGAGGAAAAUGGCGGGUCUUUUCGGAUGGUCGAACAGAUUGUCGACCGGGGCAGCUAUUGUGAACGACCAGGGCUUCAGGUGAUUGUCGAGAAUCGCGAAGAAGGACAGAAAGGGUGGGAGCUGAUCCCACUGCCAAGUUGA
This is a messenger RNA of Aspergillus affinis, 1584 nucleotides long. Its product is annotated as glycosyltransferase family 69 protein. The record is from RefSeq and is a predicted model, not a curated record. The transcript has a single exon. Bases 1 to 1584 code for a protein of 527 amino acids. Lineage: Eukaryota; Fungi; Ascomycota; Eurotiomycetes; Eurotiales; Aspergillaceae.